This is a messenger RNA of Cynocephalus volans (Philippine flying lemur), 2840 nucleotides long. RefSeq names its product sphingosine kinase 2 (gene SPHK2). Gene Ontology annotation, biological process: sphinganine-1-phosphate biosynthetic process; phosphorylation; sphingosine biosynthetic process. The coding region runs from base 221 to 2179 and encodes 652 amino acids. The transcript is spliced from 7 exons. The record is from RefSeq and is a predicted model, not a curated record. Gene Ontology annotation, cellular component: cytoplasm; intracellular membrane-bounded organelle; membrane. NCBI's taxonomy places the organism in Eukaryota, Metazoa, Chordata, Mammalia, Dermoptera, Cynocephalidae.
UAGAGAGAUGUAUGGAUCUAGGAGGACGCAUCGCGCGGUGACGUUCUGGCCUGACGUCGACGGCCUCUCGGUGGCUCCUGGAGGACCCGGAGGGCCGAGUAGUGGAGAGCCAAAGGCCAGGCCUGGACAAUGAGGCCUGACUCCUUGCCCAUUCCACCCCCCUAUGGCCUUAGACCCAGGGCCAGGGUCCUGUUGAUGUAACAGAGCAGAGGACUGGCAGAUGAAUGGACACCUUGAAGCAGAGGAGCAGCAGGACCAGAAUUCACACCAGGAGCUGACUGGGAGCUGGGGCCACAGGCCUAGGAGUACCCUAUACAGGGCUGAGGCCAUGGCCCCGCCACCACUGCCAUUGGCUGCCAGCACCCCACUUCUGCAUGGUGAAUUUGGCUCCUACCCAGCCCGUGGCCCACGCUUUGCCCUCACCCUCACAUCGCAGGCCCUGCACAUACAGCGGCUGCGGCCAAAGCCCGAAGCUCGGCCCCGGGGUGGCCUGGUCCUGCUGGAUGAGGUCUCAGGCUGCUGCACCCUGCGGAGCCGCAGCCCCUCAGACUCAGCAGCCUACUUUUGCAUCUACACUUACCCUCGGGGCCGGCGUGGGGCCCGGCGAAGAGCCACUCGAACCUUCCGGGCAGAUGGAGCAGCCACCUACGAGGAGAACCGUGCUGAGGCCCAGCGCUGGGCCACUGCCCUCACAUGUCUGCUUCGAGGACUGCCGCUGCCUGGGAAUGGGGAGAUCACCUCUGAGCUUCUGCCAAGGCCACCCCGGUUGCUCCUACUGGUCAAUCCCUUUGGGGGGCGGGGCCUGGCCUGGCAGUGGUGUAAGAACCACGUGCUGCCUAUGAUCUCCGAAGCUGGGCUGUCCUUCAACUUCAUACAGACUGAACGACAGAACCACGCCAGGGAGCUGGUCCAGGGGCUGAGCCUGUGCGAGUGGGAUGGCAUUGUCACUGUCUCAGGAGAUGGGCUGCUCUAUGAGGUGCUGAAUGGGCUCUUGGAUCGCCCCGACUGGGAAGAGGCUGUGAAGAUGCCUGUGGGCAUCCUCCCUUGUGGCUCGGGCAAUGCACUGGCUGGAGCGGUGAACCAUCAUGGGGGGUUUGAGCCGGCCCUGGGCCUCGACCUGCUGCUCAACUGCUCAUUGCUGCUCUGCCGGGGUGGCAGUCACCCCCUGGACCUGCUCUCUGUGACACUUGCCUCGGGCUCCCGCUGUUUCUCCUUCCUGUGUGUGGCCUGGGGUUUCGUGUCAGAUGUGGACAUCCAGAGUGAGCGCUUCCGGGCCCUGGGCAGAGCCCGCUUCACACUGGGCACGGUGCUCGGCCUUGCUACACUGCACACCUACCGUGGACGCCUCUCCUACCUCCCUGCCACUGUGGAACCUGUCUCACCCACCCCUGCCCACGGCUUGCCCCGUGCCAAGUCAGAGCUGACCUUGGUCCCAAACCCAGCCCCACCCAUGGCCCACUCACCCCUGCAUCGCUCAGUGUCUGACUUGCCCCUGCCCCAGCCUGCCCUGGCCUCUCCUGGCUCCCCUGAACCCCUGCCCAUCCUGUCCCUUAAUGGUGCGGGUCCAGAGCUGGCCGGGGACUGGGGUGGGGCUGGGGAUGUUCCACUGUCCCCAGACCCAUUGCUGCCCUCACCCCCCGAUUCUCCCAAGGCAGGUCUACUCUCACCCAUGGCUGAGGGACCCCCAGAAAUACCAGCAUCCUCUGGGCUCCCACCUCCCACUCCUGAUGCCCAGGUAGCUGUCUCUCCUUGGGGCCCAUCGGACCACCUGCUGCCCCCGCUGGGUACACCAUUGCCCCCAGACUGGGUGACGAUGGAGGGGGACUUUGUGCUCAUGUUGGCCAUCUCCCCCAGCCACCUGGGUGCUGACCUGGUGGCAGCACCACACGCACGCUUCGACGACGGCCUGGUGCACCUAUGCUGGGUGCGUAGCGGCAUCUCGCGGGCCUCGCUGCUGCGCCUUUUCCUGGCCAUGGAGCGUGGUAGCCACUUCAGCCUGGGCUGUCCGCAGCUAGGCUAUGCCGCCGCCCGUGCCUUCCGCCUCGAGCCGCUCACGCCUCGCGGCGUGCUCACGGUAGAUGGGGAGCAGGUGGAGUAUGGGCCGCUGCAGGCGCAGGUGCACCCGGGCCUCGGUACACUGCUUACUGGGCCUCCUGGGUGCCCUGGGCGGGAGCCUUGAACCGAACCAAAAGUGGGACCCGCCGGGGGCGGGACCUACAUUCCAAGAGGCGGGGCCUGAGCUAGGGGGUGUGGCUUGGUUGCCAGAGUUAGGCGGAGCCCUGCAAGUGCAAGGGCCCUGACCCCGUCUCAGGAUUGCGCCCGCCCCACAAGAGAUCAGCCGUUAUAUGGGAGGGUGACCUGAAUUCCAGGGGAUAGGCGUCGUCACAGAGAGAAAUGGGUUCGUCCGGAUGGUAGUGCCUGACUAGUGUGGGCGAGGCUUGACGUCUGCGCUUUGGUUGUCCUUACGGGGAGGGGCUUAGUCCUGACUCUCGCAUCCGGAUCGUACCAGCCCAGGGCGGCUGAGGGCGGAGCCUAUUUUACGCAUCGCCCAAUGACGGGACCUGGAAUGUACAAGUAGGGGGAGGUCGCCUUAGUUAACUGGCCGGUCAGAGCCCAGGUCUGGCUCUAGCCACUCCGGUGCCUCCACUUAACUGGCCAAUCAGCCCAGGAGGGGCAGGUUCCCCGGGGCUGGCUCUCGGAUUUGCACUAAUGUUCCUCUCCCCCCCUUUACGGGUGGCGGCAGGGAAAUUCAUUUCCACUGUUGUGUGUCCUGUGCGUUCCCCGUCUAAAAAGCAAUUCAAAAGGUCUAUGCAAUAAAGGCAGUCGCUUAAUUCCUCUCA